Molecule: messenger RNA, 966 nt
Organism: Staurois parvus
Lineage: Eukaryota; Metazoa; Chordata; Amphibia; Anura; Ranidae
Source: the annotation of a GenBank genome assembly
AGGAACAGAAAAGUGGUUGACUAUUCACAGUUUCAAGAUUCUGAUGAUGAAGAGUAUGGACGAGAAUCUGCUCCACCAGCCAAGAAAUCUCGGGCAUCCACAAGAGAGAGUAAAGAGAAAAGGCGAUCUGGAAGAAACUCACAAGAGAGUGAAGAAUCUGAAGAAAAAGAUGUGAAGAAAACCAAAAAAGAGGAGCACAAUUCAGGAGAUGAAGACUUUGGCAGUGAUGAUGACUUGGCAGCUGGAGAUGGAAAAGCUGACAGUGACUAUGAAAGUCCAAAAAAAAGCAAAAAGGGCAAAAAACCUACACCAGAGAAGAAGCGAUCUUCCAAACCUAGAAAAAGAUCUGCUGCAGGUGACAGUGAUGAUGAGAGAGAACGUAAAAAUGUACGCCAACAAAGACAAGCUGCAUCUAAAGCUGCUUCCAAGCAGAGAGAGAUGCUGAUGGGUGAUGAAGGAAGUGAGGAUGAAGAGCAGGAGGAUGAAGAGGAAGCACCGUUUUUGGAAACCUCAAGGAAUCGGUCGGCUUCCCACACCAAAGAUGCUGGCACCAGGAAUCUGAAGACUGGUGAACUGACACAGGCGAGGACAGCGCUGGAUCCCUGGCCAGGAGAUUCUGGGAGUGAUGAGGAUUUCAUGGUUGAAGAUGACGACGACAGUGAUUAUGGUCGAUCAAAGAAAAAGAAAAAAGUGGUGAAAAAAUCUAAACCUGAGAAGAGAGAGAAAAAAGUACCCAAGCCCCGGCUAAAGGCUACAGUAACCCCCAGUCCAGCAAAGGCCAAAGGAAAGAGCCGACCUGCGGCCUCAAAGGCAUCGAAGGAGAAGUCUCCAUCACCUAAACCUGAAGAGGAAGAAGACGACGAUGAACCAGAGACACCACCACCGGAGAAGAAAGCUGCAAGCCCUCAGCCAGAGAAAUCUGACGAAGAAGCAUCAGAUGAAGAAGCUCAGUCUACAGAAGACUAA